Molecule: messenger RNA, 1974 nt
Organism: Coccinella septempunctata (seven-spotted ladybird)
Lineage: Eukaryota; Metazoa; Arthropoda; Insecta; Coleoptera; Coccinellidae
Product: G-protein coupled receptor dmsr-1-like
Exons: 2
Coding region: 129-1277 (382 amino acids)
Biological process (GO): G protein-coupled receptor signaling pathway
Cellular component (GO): membrane
Molecular function (GO): G protein-coupled peptide receptor activity
Source: RefSeq, a predicted model, not a curated record
GUUCGAAACUUUUCUGCGGCGUCCCGCCAAACAUUCGAAGAUCACUUGCGUCCCAUCCGCAAACCAGUAUGGUACACGGCGCUCCAUCAGGCUCCAUGCGCUGACCACCACGACCCACCAGUAGAACCAUGAACAUCACCACCUACUGCAACCUCACAAACUUCUCCAAAUCUUACGAGCAGUUGCAUGGGGUCUUGAGUCUGACGCUAUGCGUGUUCGGGUCCAUCGCCAACGUCUUGAUGAUGACGGUGUUGCUAAGGAAGGACAUGAGAUGGCCUACGAACUUGAUCCUGACUGGGCUGGCCGUCGCUGACCUCCUGGUGAUGCUGGAGUAUAUCCCGUUCAGCUUACACAGGUAUUUCAACAAGGAGAGGAGGAACUAUGUGGGGAGUUUCAGCCACAACUGGGCCCUCUUCAUGUUUUUCCACGCUCUCUUCAGUCAAAUCGUUCAUUUUAUCUCUUGUUGUCUCACCGUCAUUUUGGCAGUCUGGAGGUAUGUCACGAUUUCUAAGCCACACAACACCAGAGUCUGGUUCGGGCUUAAGAGAACUUUCUACGUUAUUGUGAUAGUGUAUGUGUGUGCCCCAAUAAUAUGCAGCCCCAUCAUAUUCUCCCUUACAAUAAGACAUCACAAUCAAACUUGCGAUUCAUCCGGUAAGAUCAUAAAGAGGGAAGACCUCAAGACGUACAAAGGUGAAGUUAGAAGCGAACUGAUUUACGUCACAGACAUCGCCAGUGAAACAGCCAAAGUUAUAAGUUUUUGGGUGUAUAGUGUCGUCAUAAAAUUGGUACCAUGCAUCCUGCUCACUCAUCUAUCGUGGAAACUAGUCUCCAUACUGGUAGAGACCAAAAAGAGGAAAAAGGUUCUGUUGCAGACUGUCGUCAACUUGAAAGACAUGAAGACUUCGGGGUUGUUGACCAACAAGAAGAAGAAAGUUAAGCAGGCCGAUAGAACUUCGAACAUGUUGCUGGCGCUGUUGUUCCUCUUCCUAAUAACUGAGUUUCCUCAGGCUAUUCUUGGAUUGUUGAGUGCUAUAUUGGAAGAAUUCGAAAAACAAUGCUACAGACCGUUAGGGGAUUUUAUGGACAUCCUAGCCCUUAUCAACUCUGCCACCAAUGUCCUUCUCUACUGCACAAUGUCCCGUCAAUUCAGGACCACAUUCACGGAGAUGUAUAUGCCCAAGUGUGCUUUCAGCUGCUUCAAAUUGCCGCAAGAGAACGUACGAGCAUCUACGGCGGACAAAAAUGGAGAACGUACUCAGCUUUCGCACACGUAGCGUCAGUUGAAACCUUGUUAUACAACUGGAACAUUUGUCUGAGUGAUAAGUUUCCCUGUAAUGGGACUUUGCACUCCUAAUACAGCCAUCUUAUCGCAUUAGAUUCAGGAAAAAAGGAAUUUGUCCUGAUCGUCUAAAAAAUUACACAUUUCCCGAUUAAACAGAACAAAGGAGGUUUCCAUUCCAUCAGAUCCGAAAGGAGUUCUUUCCAAAUGCUGUCAACCGAUGAAGCGAAAGUGCGUAUGAAAAUGGAUCCUACGCAACAUACGAAAAAUUUCUCAUUUCGUCGCUUCAUCCUACUUUCUCAUUGACGUAGAAUCGAAUAUGAAACUCAUCAAUUUUCAAUUGACUGAAUACCAGGGGUAUGGUUUACGUCAUCAGCAUGGAAACAUUCGUGCUCAUGCUUGUCCCUAUCAAUACAUGAUACCUAUGAACUGGAAGAUCGUCAAAAAUUUCAAUAAAAUCGGGCACAAAUGAAAGAGUAUCACCCGAAAAUAAUCUCAAUGUGUUUUUGAUGAACUGCUAUAGUAUGGAAGACAUUUUGAAUACCAGUUCCUAUCAUUAAUGAUGACUAAUUAAAAAUAGGAACAGUAUUUCCCAAAGUGAAUUGCAACUGUUGAUGUGCAAGAAAGAUUUGUAUAUUACGUAAAUUUGUAUGUCUAUGGAUUUGUUUGAAUAAACUGAAAUCAGAAGUUUA